Brenthis ino (lesser marbled fritillary) is the source of this 1503-nucleotide messenger RNA. The record is from the annotation of a GenBank genome assembly. Lineage: Eukaryota; Metazoa; Arthropoda; Insecta; Lepidoptera; Nymphalidae.
AUGGAGCGGCCGGAGGGCAUGCCCGUCAUACAGUCGCUUGAGGUCAUGUGCGGCAAGGACCACAUGGACGUGCAUCUUACAUUCUCACACCCCUUCGAAGGCAUUGUGUCUUCUAAAGGUCAACAUGGCGAUCCGCGAUGUGUGUACGUGCCGCCUUCUACGGGACAGACGUAUUUCUCGUUUCGGAUCGCAUACGCCAAAUGUGGUACUAAACCAGAUCUACACGGGCAGUUCUACGAGAACACGGUAGUAGUGCAAUAUGACAAGGACCUGUUAGAAGUAUGGGAUGAAGCGAAAAGACUGAGAUGCGAGUGGUUCAACGAUUACGAGAAGACUGCUUCAAAACCGCCUAUGGUUAUUGCUGAUUUGGAUGUAGUGCAAUUAGAUUUUAGAGGGGACAAUGUGGACUGUUGGAUGGAAAUCCAAGCUGGCAAAGGACCGUGGGCACCUCCUGUGUCGGGCAUUGUGCCUUUAGGAUCUACAUUGACCCUCGUCGUGGCUAUCAACGAUUAUCGAGGCGAGUUCGACAUGCGGGUAAAGUCCUGCGCUGCAUCAGACGGCUCCGGGCAUGUAAUACAGCUAUCAGAUGAAUACGGUUGUGUGUUACGCCCUAAGAUGAUUUCAAGAUUCCUCAAAGCAAAAGCAGUGGACGAGAGGGCAACAGUGAUAACAUACGCUUUCUUCCAUGCAUUCAAGUUCCCUGACGCUCUCAGCGUACACAUACGGUGUAAAGUGGAGAUUUGUAGGCACGGGUGUCUAGACCAUUGCCAACUAGCAGGGAUUACUCCACAAAGACACGCAUUAGAUAGAAAAGAUGAUAGGACUCAUCAAGACCAUAAUGAUAUUGGCGACGCGUCCUUAGAGGAUUCCGAUCACUCUAUACCAGAAAGCGAAGAACAAAGACUGCCACUAGAAGAGGCAUUCGGCGACGUGUCGGGGCACGCGGUGCCGCCACCUGCGCCUCAAAGAUCUGCUAUGGAGGAGUUGGUUGAUGCUCUCUCCAGGCCUUUCACUGAUCAUUCAUCAGACAUAGACCGCGAACGCUUCCCUCACGGUCCACGUAACCUUGGACCAAUCAAACCUGAGCCGGCCCACGCAGUACUUCCCUCUAAGCCCGGUCCAGCAGUCGCUGGUCCACGGUCUCUAAGAAAACGUAGGACCAUUAGAGAUGCAAGGUCGGCUGAUGUGGGUGUGUCGGGGAUAUACGAUGUGGUGUCUGAAGCCGAUUUAGCGUUUGGACCUUCCAGAGAGCCGGUGACGGUGUUCAGUGGACGAAUACGGGAAGAGGUGAUGUACGGUAUAUGCAUGGGCGCGCUCAGCUUUGGCGCGCUGUUCGCGUCGGCGGCGGGCGCGGCCGCGGGCGCCGCGCUCGCCGCCGCGCUGCUGCUGCAGAAGCUGCGGGCGCGCGCGCCGCCGCCGCCCGCGCCCGCGCCCGCCGCGCACUCCCUCGCCGCAUGGAUGGCGCUACGGCUGUUGGGCUCGCCUCCACACCAUUCUAGGGAG